CAAAAAAAAAAGAAAACACAUUUCAAAUCCGAACAGUUUUUCGAUAGGUGGCGUUUUGUACUGUUCUCCAUUUUCCUUUCCGGUUUUGAUAGAGCAUACGAAAGCAGAAGUCUUGUCUCCCUUAACAAGUCUAAUUUUAGUUACCCUCUCUCAGGAUAUGGAUCAAACCGAUGACAUAUGUGUUCUCUGUUGUAGAAAUAUAUCGAUUUAUGCCGUAGGUUUCUGCGACCAUCACGUAUGUUACGAAUGUUCAACUCGAAUGAGAGUCCUCUGCAAGCAAAACGAAUGUCCAAUAUGUAGGAGCGAUCUACCAAAGGUUGUAUUUUCUCAAAGAAAGAAGACUUUUAAUGAGUUGUCAGAAGUUUUAUAUCCUGUAGAUAAAAAAUAUAAAAUUUAUUUUGAAGACAAUUAUUGUCGGAGAGCUUAUGAAAAAUUGCUUGAACAUAGCUGUAAAAUAUGUAACCAGAGAUGUAGUUUUCAUAGUUUUGGACAUUUAAAAAAUCACAUGCGUAGAGAACAUGAAUUAUUUUUCUGCGAAUUGUGUGUAGAAAACUUACGGAUAUUUACUUCAGAACGUAGAUGUUAUACUAGAGAAGAAUUAGGUCGUCAUAGAAGAAUUGGAGAUAAAGAUGAUACUUCACAUCGUGGACAUCCAUUAUGCAAAUUCUGUGAUCAGAGAUACGUCGAUAGUGAUGAACUCUUUAGACACCUUCGACGAGAACAUUAUUUCUGUCAUUUCUGUGAUGCAGAUGGUUUAGCAAAUAAAUUUUAUAGUGACUAUGAAUAUCUCCGUAAUCAUUUCCGUCAGCAACACUAUCUAUGUGAAGAAGGAACAUGUCGCGAUGAAAAAUUUACUGCAGCAUUUCGAAGUGAAAUUGAUUUUAAAGCUCACAAAGCUGUUCAACAUAGUAAAAAUUUAAGCAAGGCUCAAGCAAAACAAGCUCGAACUCUAGAACUUGAAUUUACAAUAAGGCCACACAGUUCACAACAUAAUAGCUCAUUAUCAUUACAUUCUGAAGGAAGGGUCCGACGUCAUGAUAGGUAUGAACCUCAGAAUAAGACGUAUCAACCAGUGAACUCUCGAAAUGAAACAAGAACAGACAGUCCAGAUUUUGGAAAUGAAUCUUAUACUGUAAAAUCUAAACAAUCUUUGGAUACUUGUAGUGAAGAGCAGUUCCCAUGUUUGAGUUUGUCUGCUUCUGCAUCAGGUCAGAAUACUUCUAAAAUUAAUAACAAAACUAUGGCUAAUUGUUUGAACAAGGAUACAAACAUGAAAUCUUCAAGUAGUGAAUGGGUGGUGAAAAAAACAAUUGGGCCAAAUGAUAGUGAUUUUCCUGCCUUAAGAUCAUCUGUUCACCUUCCAGGAGGACAGAGUUCUGCCUCAUCAUCUUCUGAACUUGUAGUUAGUUCUGCUAGGCAUCCUAUAAAUCAACCACAUAAAACAGUUUUAUUUCAUUUUAAUAGUCAAAAUAGUAAGAAAAAUCCAACUCGACAUGCCACUAAUGUUUCCAUUAAAGUUGCCAAACCAAAAAAGUUAAAUCUUUCAGUUGAAGAAAAUCAUUUUAAUUCUAAAUGCAAUAACAAUAAUUCAAUGCAAUCGUUAUCUCGGACAGAAUCAUCAAAAACAGAAUUUUACACUGGUACAACUGGAUAUCACAAUGGGGCAGUCAAUUCAGUAAAGAGAUUAGUCAAUAAAAAGAUAAAUAAUGAUAUUUUACUUCCUUCAAAUAGUGCCGAAGAAAAGAAAACAAAACAGCAGGAAUUACUGAUACCUGUUUCAAAAGAGACAUCAGAUAGGAGUAACGGAGAGCAGACACAACCAUAUAUUACUGUUAAAUGUAAAUCAAAAAAGAAGAAGUCAAAGACAAUUAGUUUACUUUUAGAAAAUGAAUUAAAACAAUCAGAAAUGAAUGGCGAACAUGAAAACAAAAAAGAAAAUUCUGUGACUAGUGAAUAUAAUCACUUAUGUGAAAAUGGAAAUACUGAAGAAUUGUAUGAUUCUUUAAAAAUCAGCAAACUCAAUCAAAAUAGUGAAAAUAGUGAUUCAGAUGAGUGUUUGAAACAGACUAAAAAUUUAGCCAUUAGUGAUUUUCCAGAACUUCCAUCACAAAUGGAAAAAAAGAUUUCUGCUCCACCAGGUUUUGUUACAAAUAUUGUUCCACCACCUGGCUUUAAAACUGAAAAUUCUGUCCAAACCAAUUCUGUGCCUAACAUUAAUAUUUCCUCAAGUUAUCAUAACUACAUCGAACCUCCAGAUUUUCAAUAUCGAAACAUUGUACUAAUACAAGAAAUUCAGAAACUUUUAAGAAGCAACGAAACUCUAUUUAUGGAAUUUAAAGCAUUGUCUGGACAAUUCAGACAAUGUCAGAUUUCUGCAAAGGAAUAUCACGAAAAAUGCCUUGAAAUGUUAGGAAAGGAUAAUUUCAUGAAAGUAAUAUCUGAAUUAUUAGUGUUACUACCAGACAUUAAGAAACAACAAGAAUUAUUAAAAGUUCAUACUUCAUUCUGUCGUAAACAGGCAGAAAACAGUGGCGCUGUACCAAAGAAUAGCACCUGGAGCGAAGCAGAGAAGGAUUUCGACUUUGUUGUUUGUGACUUCUGCAAGCAAGUACUGUGGAACAAAGAUUUUCAAAGUCAUCAAGCAAGGCAUACUAAUAGUGAUUAUUUAAAUGAAGAUGAAGUAGUAAAGAAUAGCAACUAAUUUUAUAAAAACAAAAUGCAAAAAUUUACUUUUGCAUUUGAUGAGUUUAAAAUAUUUAUUAAUUGCCAAUGCCAUUCUAAGCUUUAUUAUUUAUCUUCAUUUUGGAUAAUUUAACAAUGAGCAAAAGUAGUUCAGUAUUUUUCUGUUUGUUUUUCUAUUAACCAUCACUCAGACGAAAUUUUUCAAGUACAUAAAAAAAAAAUCUGACAUAAAUUUUCAAUAUUAUAAUAGUAUAAAAAUUGACAAAUAUCAAAACAGUAUGAUUUAUUACAAAAUAUUCAGUUUAGUUCUUGUUUUUAAAAACACUUAAGUUAAUUAAAGUGAUGGUUGUUUUGUUUAUUAGUUUAUUUAAGAGCAAAUGCAUUUCUGUUCUCUAUCAUUACACUCAAAAUACUUGUAAAUUGUUGUAAAGAAACAAACAUCUAUAAAAUUUGUUGAAUAAUAAAAACUAAAAUAUGAUAUUUUUGACUUUAUGAAUAGAAAUUACAAAAUAUUUUAAAAAAUAAUAAAAUUUUCAACAUUAAAUCAGUGCUUUAUUUUUAAAUAAAAAUGCCAUGAAGAACACAGACUUUCAUUUUGUAACCUAAUACAGGAAAUCUACAUUAAUUCAAACUCAGAUAGUUCGAAAUUUUGUUAGUUCAUAACUACUUUUGUCCCUGCCAGAGAUAUAGGGAUUUACAUGUUAAAUAAUUCAAUUAGUCAAAACACAACUACUUUGAAAUUCAAAGUGAAAAUUCUGUCCAAAUUGUGAUAUGCAUAUGUUAACUCAUUUAUUUUGUACUUCCAUUCUAUAAGAACAAUAGACCAAGAACAACUCUAAUCUGGUUAAUAUGGCUUUACUUUAAUAGUAAAACAUUUUUGGGUGUCACCACACAUGUGGAUUACCCUUUAUUCCCUUAUUUCAUAAAAUAAGGCUGGUUUUCAGGAUUGGAAGAUUUGGCUAUGAGUAGCAGAUUGAGAUAUUUGUAGGGCUUUAGAUUACUAUAUUUGGGCAACUUAUUACUUUUUAGGUCACUUUAAAACUUUAAAUAAUUUCAGCUCUAUUUCAAAGAAUUCUCUUUAGACUUUAUAAAACUUAUCUGGCAACCUGUGAGGUUCUUACUGGACACCUGCCAUUUACCUACCUGCAGUUUGCUUAUAUUAUUAUUAUUAUUAAUUAAUUAAAAUAGCAUUCUGUAUAAAUAAUCGUAUUUCAUUUGCUUAAUAAAUUACAUCAGUUACACAUCAUUUGGCAUAUUAUACAAAAAUAUAUAAAUCUCAGAUAAUUCAAAGUUAUGAUUUUGGAUCUCGAUGGAGUAAUACUCUGGAUUUCGAACAUGAGUAUUUCUGAAUGAAUUACUGGUUUAUUGAGCAUCUUGGGCAAGAAAUUUAUCUAUUUUAAGUGCACAUUCAAGUUAAUUCUCUGGACAGUUUUGAACUAUUAAGUAGUUAAAUGUUAACUCUUCACAAAUAUGUACCUGUAUAGUUUUUGAGAAUAUUUUUAGUAAACUAAGUAUUGUGUA
Molecule: messenger RNA, 4203 nt
Organism: Centruroides sculpturatus (bark scorpion)
Lineage: Eukaryota; Metazoa; Arthropoda; Arachnida; Scorpiones; Buthidae
Product: E3 ubiquitin-protein ligase ZNF598-like
Exons: 6
Coding region: 158-2701 (847 amino acids)
Biological process (GO): protein ubiquitination; rescue of stalled cytosolic ribosome
Molecular function (GO): ribosome binding; ubiquitin protein ligase activity
Source: RefSeq, a predicted model, not a curated record